Amphiprion ocellaris (clown anemonefish) is the source of this 8572-nucleotide messenger RNA. Its product is annotated as retinal-specific phospholipid-transporting ATPase ABCA4-like. The transcript has 50 exons. Gene Ontology annotation, molecular function: ATP binding; ABC-type transporter activity; lipid carrier activity. Gene Ontology annotation, biological process: transmembrane transport; lipid transport. Bases 919 to 7878 code for a protein of 2319 amino acids. Lineage: Eukaryota; Metazoa; Chordata; Actinopteri; Pomacentridae. Gene Ontology annotation, cellular component: intracellular membrane-bounded organelle; membrane. The record is from RefSeq and is a predicted model, not a curated record.
GAAGACAGAGACAAGCUAAAAAAUUUUAAAAAAUAUUUUUUUUAUAUAUAUAUAUAUAUAUAUAUAUCUCAUUUGAAAAGUUUUAGCCUGAAAAUCUGUGAUUUUUCCUAUAAUGCUGUAGGCCUAAAUUUACAUUCUGUUCAUUGUUUAGGUGUAUUACUUGUAACUGCAUUUUGUCUUUCAGCCUGUCUUGUUUUUGUUAUAUUUUCUGUAUUUGUUAUUAUUUCUGUAUUUUGUAUAUUUUUGUCCAGAGCUAAACCUGGUGUAGAUAUAGUCCACAGUAGGGUCAAGCAGUUUUAACAUGCUACUGCGAACAGUUCAUAUUCUCCUCACCUAAUUACCUGUGUCACCUUUUCCACCUCGUCAAGCUGGUCAGAGGAGUGAGCCAUUUCAGACGUAUGCGACACAAACCUCGAAACAAACCCUCUUCUCUGUUAGUCUGAUUAGUUCUUAUAUGAUUAACUCCAAAUUGUAGUUUCUUUCAUAGGUUCUUAGCUGAAAGACAUUCUUCCACAGUGAUGCAUAAUGACUAUGAAGGUAAAUCUUGCUGUUGUGUCUUUUGACAAACACACCUCACUUUCAGUAUGGGACAGUGUUUCUCUCCACCAGGAUCUUCAUUCCCUUUUCGCAGAUAUCCCCCUAAUUCUGCCUCAAAAUGGAUGACUGUUGUCUUUUUUCUGCCUGCCCAUGUUGAGCUGGGAGAUUAGAGCAAUCAGCUUAGGACUGCUGCUGACCUGCAGGCAGAGGAGAGUGAGUGGGCAGCUAGGAGUCAUACGGAGCUCUUCUACCUUGCUUAAUGUUUUCCAUUACUUCAGCUUGUUUGUGAACCUCUUUUUCUAGAUGAUGUUCGACUUUUUUAUUAUUCUAUAAGAGGUUUAUCAGUCUGAUGACCCCUUCUAGGGGUUGAGCUGCAAAGCAAUGAAGACAGGCUCUCAAAUCCGCCUGUUGCUAUGGAAAAAUUGGACUCUUCGCAAGAGACAGAAGAUUCGCUUCCUGGUGGAGAUCUUCUGGCCAAUGUUGUUAUUCAUUGGUCUGGUGUGGCUGAGGAAGGCCAACCCACUGUACCAACAACAUGAGUGUCAUUUCCCUAAUAAGGCUAUGCCGUCAGCAGGGAUUCUCCCCUGGAUCCAGGGCAUCAUCUGCAACAGCAACAACCCAUGCUUCAGACAUCCAACCCGAGGAGAGUCCCCAGGCAUAGUGUCCAACUAUAACAACUCAAUAUUGGCACGGUUCUAUGUUGAUGUCCAGGAGCUUCUGCUCAACGAAACGGAGGUCCAGCACCUCCAAAGACUUUGGCAAGAAAUGUCAUCCUUCUCAAACUUAAUGGAUACUUUACGCAAUAACCCAUCUGUGGUUUCAGGCCGUGGGCUGAAGAUAGAUGGUAUUCUGAAGGAUGAUGAAGUUCUUACGGCCUUCUUGUUAAGAGAUGCCAGCCUCUCGGAAUCUAUUGUUUACCAGCUCGUCAAUGGACAAAUACGACUUGAACAGUUUGCAUUUGGUGUCCCAGACCUGCAGCUGAAAGACAUAGCAUGCAGUCAGGCCCUGCUGGAGCGCUUUAUCAUCUUCCCCAGUCGUAUGGGACUCCACGGGGUUCGCAACGCCAUGUGUGCUCUCAGCCAGCAACGGCUGCAGAAGAUUGAGGACGUCCUCUAUGCGAACCUGGACUUCUUUAAGAUCUUCAAACUGAUGUCUAAGGUUUUGGACAGCAGCUCUGAAGGGAUUGAUCUGCAUUUCUGGGGUCGGGUUCUUAAGGCUGCAUCACAGAAGAUCCAACUGCUGAUGGAGCGGGAGAGCUCUCAGGAUCUCCUGAAGGUUGUGUCCCCUCUAUUCCGAGCCCGAGGUCCUACCUCCUUCACCCAGAUGAUGUCCAGUGUGUCAAGCCUCUUCUGCGGAUAUCCAGAGGGAGGAGGCUCUAGGGUCCUGUCCUUCAACUGGUAUGAAGACAACAACUACAAGGUGUUUCUGGGGGUCAAUGGCACCAAAAGCCACAACUAUGUCUAUGAUGAUACUGCCACUCCCUUCUGCAAUGGCCUGAUGGAGACCCUGGAGUCCAACCCUGUCACAAAAAUUGUGUGGAAUUCAGUCAAGCCCCUGCUGAUGGGAAAGAUCCUGUACACUCCCGACUCCCCUGCCGUCCGCAAGAUAUUAAAGAGUGCCAACACAACAUUUGAAGAGCUGGAGAGGCUCCGGAACAUGGCCAAAGCCUGGGAAGAGGUGGGACCUCAGCUUCAAGCUUUCUUCCACAACAGUGUCCAGAUGAACAUGAUCAGGGACACCCUGAGAAACCCGACAGUGAUGCACUUCAUGGACAACAGUCUGGUGGAAACAGACUUUACAACUAGAGAUAUUCUGAACUUCUUGUACAGUGGUCCAGAAGAGGAGAGGGAGGCAGGAAUGCCAAACUUUGACUGGAGGAACAUUUUUAACAUCACUGACCAGAUCAUACGCAUGCUCAACCAAUAUGGGGAGUGCAUUAAUCUGGAUAAAUUUACAGCCUACACAGAUGAGUCUCAGAUGAUCCAUCAGUCCUUAUACCUGCUGGAGGAGAACAAGUUUUGGGCCGGUGUUGUCUUCAUGGACAUGUAUCCCUGGACCACAAGUGUUCCCCCACAUGUCAAGUACAAGAUCCGCAUGGACAUCGAUGCAGUGGAACGUACCAACAAAAUCAAAGACAGAUACUGGGAUCCAGGUCCCAGAGCAGACCCCAUGGAGGACCAGAGGUAUAUCUGGGGAGGUUUUGCUUACCUGCAGGACAUGAUUGAACACAGCAUCAUCAAGCUUCACACAGGCAACGACUGGCCACUAGGGGUCUAUGUCCAGCAGAUGCCAUAUCCAUGUUAUGUAGAUGACCUUUUUAUGAUUACGCUGAACCGCUGCUUCCCGAUGUUUAUGGUGCUGGCCUGGAUCUACUCUGUGUCCAUGACUGUGAAGAGCAUUGUGCUGGAGAAGGAGCUGCGCCUGAAAGAGACCCUCAAAGCCAUGGGAGUUGACAAUGGAGUCAUUUGGUACACAUGGUUCAUCGACAGCUUUAUCAUGAUGACUGCAAGCACAGCUCUGCUCACUUCCAUCAUCAUGGUUGGAAAGGUGCUGAAUUACAGCGAUCCAAUCCUUGUCUUCUUCUUCCUGCUGACUUUCACUCUGGCCACCAUCAUGCAGUGUUUCCUGAUGAGUGUGUUCUUCAACAAGGCCAACCUGGCAGCUGCCUGCAGUGGCAUCAUCUAUUUCACCCUCUACCUGCCUCACAUCCUCUGUGUUGCCUGGCAAGACCGCAUCACUAAGAACAUGAAACUGGCUGCAAGCUUGUUGUCUCCAGUAGCCUUUGGCUUUGGGACAGAGUAUCUGUCACGGUAUGAGGAGCAGGGUUUGGGUCUGCAGUGGAACACCAUCCAGACCAGCCCAUUAGAGAAAGACACUUACUCCUUCCUCACCUCCAUCCUCAUGAUGAUGUUUGAUGCCGUCCUCUACGGAGUCCUAGCCUGGUAUCUGGAUAAUGUUUUCCCAGGACAGUUUGGCAUUGGUCGGCCAUUCCACUUCCCAUUCCAGCCUUCAUACUGGCAAAGACCUACACCGUCACACUCAGAAAUGACUGAUCAAGUUCCUGAACAACCUGAGCAAGAGAGCCAAGAGAAGGAUGUUGAGAGCGGAGGCACACCAGAGACAUACACCUGUAACGGAUCAGCCAGCAGAAAAACCUGCAAGCACCAAAGUAAGAGAGAUCGCCUGGAGAGAGAGAGGGAGCAGAUGAAACAACUACAGGAUACUCCAAACCUGGAGGAUGAGGAUCAGGAUGCAGGAAAGGAAGGCCAGUUGUUCUUUGAGCCUGACCCAGUUGGCCUUGCAAUGGGGGUGCAGAUUCAGGAUCUGGUAAAGGUGUUCGAUGGACGCUCCCGUCCAGCUGUCAAUGGCCUCAACAUCAGUUUCUACGAGGGACAGAUCACAUCCUUCUUAGGACACAAUGGGGCUGGCAAAACUACAACGAUGUCCAUCCUGACUGGGCUCUACCCUCCUACAUCUGGCACAGCCUACAUUAAUGGAAGAGACAUUAGAACUGACAUAGACAUCAUCCGCACCUCUAUGGGAAUGUGCCCUCAAUACAACAUCCUCUUCAAGCAUCUCACAGUGGAGGAGCACAUCCUGUUCUACUCACUGCUAAAGGGUCGAACCCAGGAGGAGGCAGAAAGGGAGGUCGAGGACAUGCUAGUGGAUCUGGGACUUCCCCACAAGAGAGAUGACCAGGCUCAGAACCUCUCAGGUGGAAUGCAGAGGAAACUGUCCGUUGCCAUGGCAUUUGUUGGAGGGUCAAAGGUCGUCAUCCUAGAUGAGCCCACCUCUGGAGUGGACCCCUACUCCAGAAGAUCCAUUUGGGACCUCCUACUGAAAAACAGAACUGGCCGUACAGUGAUUCUGUCCACACAUCACAUGGACGAGGCGGACCUGCUGAGCGACCGCAUCGCCAUCAUUUCCAAAGGGCAACUGCAUUGCUGCGGGUCCCCCCUUUUCCUCAAAAACUGUUUCGGAGUCGGUUUCUAUCUAACACUUGUGCGCUGCAUGAAGGAUCUCAGGAAGAAGGAGAAUGACUGUGACUGUGCCUCCGACUGCUCUUGUUCCUGCUCCAUCUGUACAAGAUACAAAGAUCAAUCUCAGAAUCAGUUCCAGCAUCUAGACAGAGUUCUAGAUGGGGACAUAGACAGCAUCACUAGUCUUAUCCACCACCAUGUCCCCGAGGCCAAGCUGAUUGAGACGAUCGGACAGGAACUGACGUAUCUGCUCCCCAAUAAAGGGUUCAAACAUCGAGCCUAUGCUAGUCUGUUUAGGGAGCUGGAGGAGACACUUUCGGAUAUGGGUCUGAGUAGCUUUGGCAUCUCUGAUACGUCUCUAGAGGAGAUAUUCAUAAAGGUCACUGCAGAUGGAGAAGCAGCGAAUAAUGCCACCACAGCUGAACAGUGGAUGUUGCAAGAAAGAAAAAAUGGCACCAAAGUGGGUGUAGAGGGAAAUGAAGAGCAUAAUGGAGUGAAUGGCACUAACCACGCAUCAGAUAGCAGCGCAGGAAAGGGAUCCAGGCAGGUGAAAGGUGCCACUCUGAUUCUGAAGCAGUUCCACGCUCUGCUCGUGAAGAGGUUCCACCACGCCACACGAAGCCAGAAAGACUUCUUGGCACAGAUUGUCCUCCCUGCCAGUUUUGUCCUGAUAGCUCUGAUCUUCACAAUGAUUGUUCCACCGUUUGGGGAGUAUCCCAGUCUGACUCUGACUCCCUGGAUGUACGGACAACAGGUUACCUUCUUCAGCAAUGAGCAACCAUUUGACCCCAAAAUGAAACACUUUGCAGAGCGCUUGUUAAACCGACCAGGCCUGGGCACACGAUGCAUGGAAGGAGAACCACUCGGACUGCCUUGCAGUAAUGGAUCCUCAGAGUGGGAGUAUCCUGAUGUCUCCCCUGUGGUCAGCAACAUCUUACUGAGUCCUGAGUGGAAUCAGAGAAACCCAUCACCCUUGUGCCAGUGCAGCAGCACUAAGAAGCUGACCAUGAUGCCCGUCUGUCCUGUCGGCGCAGGAGGCCUGCCUCCUCGCCAGCGAGUGGAGGUCACAGGAGACACCAUGCUGGAUCUAACAGACAGGAACAUCUCUGACUACCUGGUCAAAACCUACCCCACUCUCAUAAGAGUCAGUUUGAAGAGCAAAUACUGGGUGAAUGAACAGAGAUAUGGAGGUCUGUCAGUAGGAGGACAACUUCCCAUCCUGGAUGUGAACCCUAAAGACAUCCAGAAUGUUUUCCAUCAACUGGGACGAAUGCUCAACAUCACAGGGGGUUACUAUUGUGGACUUGCACUGAGGGAGAUUGGUCCUUUCUUAGGUUACAUGGAAAGUGAAUUUAAUAUUAAGGUGUGGUAUAAUAACAAAGGCUGGCAUGCCAUGGUGGCCUUCAUGAAUGUGGCUAACAAUGCUAUUCUAAGGGCCUUCCUUCCACCAUCUGCCAAACCUGUCGAAUUUGGCAUCACUGCCAUCAACCACCCUCUGAACCUCACCAAAGAGCAGCUUUCUGAAGUCACUGUGUUGACCACUUCAGUAGAUGCCGUGGUGGCAAUCUGUGUUAUUUUCGCCAUGUCCUUCAUUCCUGCCAGCUUUGUCCUCUACCUUAUUCAGGAGCGAGUGACCAAAGCCAAACACCUGCAGUUUGUCAGUGGGGUCAGCCCUUUAGUUUAUUGGGUUUCCAACUUCUUCUGGGACAUGAUAAACUACUCUCUCAGCACUGCAAUGGUAGUUGGCAUUUUCAUGGCUUUUGACAAAAAGUGUUACACAUCAUCAUCCAACCUGCCAGCUCUGAUAGUGCUGCUUCUCCUCUAUGGGUGGUCAGUGACGCCAAUGAUGUAUCCUAUGUCCUACAUAUUCAGCAUCCCAAGCACUGCGUAUGUGUCUCUGUCCUGCAUCAACCUGUUUAUUGGCAUCAACGGCAGUGCCAUCACUUUCAUUCUGGAACUAUUUGAGAACAAUCAGUCUUUGCUGAUGUUCAAUGAGUGCCUGAAGAAAACCCUGCUGGUCUUCCCUCACUUCUGCCUGGGGCGAGGACUGAUAGACAUGGCCAUGAACCAGGCUGUUACUGAUGUUUAUGCCAGGUUUGGUGAAGAGCACACACUGGACCCUUUCCAGUGGGACUUUGUGGGAAAAAAUAUUGCCUUUAUGGCAGUGGAAGGCUUUGUCUACUUUAUUCUCAAUCUUCUGAUCCAAUACCGGUUUUUCAUGGACCACUGGUUAUCGGACUGUAAGCAGACUCGAAUACAAGAUGAAGACGACGAUGUGGCAGCAGAGAGGCACAGAAUUUAUGAUGGAGGGAGCAAGACAGACAUCCUGCAUAUCAAGGACCUGUCUAAGACGUAUGUGGGCAGGAAGAGGGCAGCUGUGAACCGGAUUUGUGUGGGAGUCCCUGCAGGAGAGUGCUUUGGUCUCUUGGGAGUCAAUGGCGCUGGAAAGACGACGACCUUCAAAAUGCUGACUGGUGACACAGACGUCAGCUCUGGGGAGGCUACUGUGGCUGGUUACAGCAUCCUGACAGAGAUUCUGGAUGUUCACCAGAAUAUGGGCUACUGCCCACAGUUUGAUGCCAUCGAUGAGCUCCUUACCGGCAGGGAGCAUCUCUACCUUUACGCUCGUCUCAGAGGAGUACCUGAGUCAGAGAUUGCCAGAGUGGCAGAGUGGGGCAUCCAGAAGCUGGGGUUGACAGAAUAUGCAGGCUGUUGUGCAGGCACUUACAGUGGAGGCAACAAGCGCAAACUCUCCACUGCUAUCGCAAUGAUUGGCUGCCCGGUGCUGGUGCUGCUGGACGAGCCCACAACAGGGAUGGACCCACACUCUCGGCGCUUUCUGUGGAAUGCCAUCAUGAGCGUCAUUCAGGACGGCAGGGCUGUGGUGCUCACAUCACACAGUAUGGAGGAGUGUGAGGCUCUGUGCACUCGACUGGCCAUCAUGGUCAAUGGGACCUUCAAGUGUUUGGGUACCAUCCAACAUCUCAAAUACAAAUUUGGCGAUGGCUAUGUAGUGACCAUGAAAAUCAAGGCAGCUAAAGCAGGCUUAUCUCCAGAGUUGGAGCCUGUUGAGAGCUUUAUGGAGAGCUCCUUCCCCGGGUGUGUUCAGCGGGAGAAGCACUACAACACACUGCAGUAUGAGAUCGCCUCAUCUUCCUUAGCCAGGAUAUUUCAGCUGGUGGUGGCCAAUAAAGACAGGCUCAGCAUUGAAGACUACUCUGUUUCCCAGACAACACUGGAUCAGGUGUUUGUCAACUUUGCCAAGCAACAGACGGGAGAGGAUGAGGACGUCACGUUACACAGACGAACGGCAGGUGGAAGAAAAGACAUCAAGAUCGCCCCAGUUAAGAGGAAAACAUGAAGCAGUCAUGUGUAAAUGCUCAAACAAUGCAGACAUGUUACUCUGCGGGGGAGUAAACUAACACGGCAUGUUCCAAAACUCAACCCCAAACCUUUAUUUUUCCGCUAGCCAAAUUGCUUUUAUAGAAUAGAGACAAGUGUGGCCAGUUACCUGCCAAAGUGAAUGGUGGAACAGUUUCAUUUCCAGCCACAGCCAAACUUUACAAGCCCAUGGCUGCAAAUGGGAUUCAUUUUUUGUUGAUAUAAUCUAAAACCAAGCUGUCUGACUCAUUUCUGCAACUUUAAACAGUGUUACUUUUAACAACAGAAACUGAUGUAAAUAUGUUCUUCUACUGAAAUACAGAAAAGAAACAUUUUUGUCUUGACUGGCUGGCUUGUAUAAAUAUGUACAUAUUGUAUGUGUAAUGAAUACUAAAGCAACCUAGAAGCAAUAUUUUUUUAUUGUCUACAUUAAUGCACACAAAUCAUUUUCAUCUACUGUGUUUAAAUGAAACGUAAUUUAAUAUUGGUUGUCUGAACACACAGCAAGUGCACUAUUGCUUCCAUUCUUACCUGACGUGUUUAACAUGCUUUAUACAUGCUCUGUGCAGUUCUGUCUAGUCGGUUUAUGUUGCAGUCAUAAAAAUACAGUGCAAACUUUCAUAAUGUAUAUGUGUAGUGCUGGAUUUCUUAUUAAAUAUUUCAGUCCUCCAUGA